Molecule: messenger RNA, 15463 nt
Organism: Cylas formicarius (sweet potato weevil)
Lineage: Eukaryota; Metazoa; Arthropoda; Insecta; Coleoptera; Brentidae
Gene: tweek
Product: bridge-like lipid transfer protein family member 1
Exons: 63
Coding region: 198-15152 (4984 amino acids)
Biological process (GO): synaptic vesicle endocytosis
Source: RefSeq, a predicted model, not a curated record
CAGAGGGAUAUUCUUAAAAACGAAAUGUCAAAACUUGGGCGGAUUUUAAAUAACAAUUGCUAUUAACUAAUAAUUUUAUAGUUUAGAUUUGUCGUCGUUAUCGCUGCUAUGGAAGAGAUAACACACCGCAGUUAUUGUUAUUUCAUAUACAACGAAAGUUUCUGUUAAAUUACCAUUGUGUAUUAUUACUAAAAAUUAUGGAAUUAACAACAAUUAGCUAUAAUUUUGAGAAAACUGAAGCCUCGAGAUGGAACUCGACGAUACACCAAGUAUCUUUGGAGGACCUCAAAAUGGACUCAAACUUUUUAAUGCUCCUCUUCAGUCUUAUUUUCGCAGUCCUCUGGGUUAUUUACAUUACUUUUUAUAACUCGCGACUUACGGGCUAUAUACUCACUAAAGUUGUAAACAAAUUCGUCGCUGAUGGUUAUUUUAAAAUUGGUUCUUUGAGUGUCAAUGCUCUAUCUGGAAAAAUUAUGUUCCGAGAUUUGAUAUACAUUACCAAUGAUUGCACAAUUCGUGUCCAAGAUGGUUACCUAAUAUUUCGUUGGUGGAGGUCCUAUGUCCCCAGAGAUGUUAGCGAGGAUCUGUCCCACUCAGAUACAAGACUCUCAGUAAUGCUCAAUGGUUUUGAAGUGCAUGUUUAUAACAGAUCAGAUAUGUAUACUAGAUUAGCCAAAAUUUUUGGAUUCGGCCACAAUAUUUUCUGUAACAACACAGACAAAAAAGGACUAGAUGAUAUCGAGAGGAAUGAAAAUGAAAACCAAAUUCAAAAAGCCAAAGAGAAACAGAAAAAACAGAGGCCGGAAGCGGCCAUGGCUAGAACUUGGCGGGACCUGAUCCCAGUGAUUAAAUGCGAUGUGACAUCUAGUCGUUUAGUGUUUGGGAACCGUUUAAUUCCCACCACUCUGAGUAUUACGUUUGAAGAGUCACACUUUGUAUAUUCCACAAAACCUGCCGUGUGUACUCUAGAUAGGUUCAUGCAUUUUGUAAAGUGCAAAGCUGAAAAUGUCAGGGUCAUGUUGGCACCUAGUUUAAAAUAUACAGGUAUGCUGGACGAGCCACCUCGGUAUAUGGGGGAAGGAUUUGUUUUAAUGUCCGCCAAUGACAUGGAACUGUACUUUUACAUGGAUGAACCAGGGUUGGUUCCCGAAGAACCGGUACUGAUUACGCUGGCGAACGGCGAUAUAGUCGAGUCGAGCCCGCCUCAAUGGGGUGUAGACAUAAAAUGCGGCAAAGGUACGGACUUCAGUUAUGGACCAUGGGCCGACAGGCAAAGGGAACACCUUUACAAAUUCUUCUACCCACAGGAUUACUUGCCGAUGGAGGUUACAAAACCGCCAAUACCGGGCGACAAACGCGAAAUGGAGUCUUUCGAUGUGAGGCUGCUCAUGCAAAACGAGGCCACCAUUGAUAUUUUGUUCACCAAAGAUAAAGAAACCAACGCGGUGCACGUUAACGUCGGCGCAGGAAGUUACCUCGAGGUGACCAUACCAUGGAUCACUAAGGAGGCCGGCUACACGACCAAAAUCAACGGCCAACUUUUGCAUCUGGAAGCGACCACAAGUCUUCAAUUCCGGGAAUUAGUCGAGAGCGAAACACUGGAGUUUUGCGUUCUCUGCCAUUACCCUUUAGUCUGGAAUGACCACCAGCUUUGGGAGGUCAGCCUGACCGGCUGCAAGGCCACGCUAAACCUUAUCUUCUACCACAAGUGGUUCUUUACCGAUUUGAUUAACGAGUGGGCGUCCAAGGCGCGUCCCGACCUGCUACACUUCGUACCCUACACGUGGCGUUUCGGGGUCACCCUUAGGCACUGCGAAUUGAUAACGAUGAUCAACCAAUACAACUGGAUCGAUUGCAGCAGCGUCGGUCAACGAAGCAAGUUGGAAAACACCGAGGUGGCGCUGUGCGCGCACUUUCUUCACAUGUCCUUCGACAUGCCCUUCGACGAGUUCCUACCGGAGACGGUGCCCGUGAAUUUAGCGAUCCAGGGAGAGAGUAUAGACUUGAGCCUGUUCAUACCCGAAUUCCACACCAGCCGAAACGUCGUGCUUUCGUUAGACAAACACGCUAAAGUGUUAUCAAAAGACGGAUCCACGACGAAAAAAACGGAACUCAUCCCGAAAUGGCGGAACGUGUGUCAGUCGGGCGCGGGCUGGGUGGAUUUCUGGUGGGUUCCCAUCGGUGCGAUCAACAUAACCUACGUGUACCAUCCCUGCCCGCCGUUGGGUCCCACGCCGCAAGCGGAUAUCUCCACGCCCGUCAAAGAGGAAAUAUUAUUGUCGCCGAUCAGGUUUCCCCAUCAUAGGAAAAAGAGAAAGUGCUCACCCGAAGGAGGCAAGAGGUUCGACCCUACUACCCUGAAGGCGGACACGGUCGCUGUGGAACUGGAGAUCGGGCCGUCAGUCUUGUUGCUUUACGGUACUGCACUGAAGAAUUUUAUGAAUUUCAAGGAAAAUGUAUUCGGCGAAGAUCAGGUCUUCACCGACAUGCAAGAGGCCCAGGUGGCGGAAACUGGCGGCGGAUCGGAUUUAAAAUCGGAAGAUAGUUCCGCUAACAUACCGCUCGAGUUGCGAGACGGUUUCGAUCAUCGCUACUAUAGACCGCUCGAGGUUGACGUUUCGAUUGUCAUGCACGACGUCCAAGGUCACCUUUUAAAGAAUUGUACCGAAAAAGACCCGCCGUGUCCCAUCAUACUAGUCGAAAGAUUCGGAUUCGAAAUGAAAAAGAGAUACGACCAGACGGAACUUCAACUGCUGUUGAGUCCCGCCGUCCUCCUCGUGUCCGACACUUUGCCCCGACCGUCGAAGGAAAAACACCUCAACCAAGGCAAAUUGACCUUGUCCUCCCUCCAAAUCAGAGGACACGCCAUGUUCUCCGACGUAGGCCAGUCGUUGGACCAGGACACCGUCGAGUACGCGUGGCUAGUGGAAAUCCAGCUGGGCAAGCUCAGCGGCAAAUUGACCACGCCGCAACUGUACUCGAUCAUGGCCAGUUUGGAGACGCUUUUCCUCUUGAUCCUCGAUUCGGAAAACGACUUAAACUCGCCGAAAGAGGACGCCGUGUUGAGUAGGCCGGUGGCCAAGAAGAAAACCCCACCCAUUUCGCAGAACGUCCACGUGCAGCACGUGCAGCAGGCGAUCCAGCAGCUGUUGCAGCCGAAGAACAGCGGCACCAGCUUGAUCGGCAAGGGCAGCGCGACCACGAGUAACAACGCGAAACAAAUCAGCCGGAAAAAAGAGGAGGAGAAAAAGGGCUCGGUCAGAGGUCAUCCGGCCGGCCAGGAAGAGGGCGUGGCCGCGUACAGCGAGCACAAGCUUAAGUACAAGCUGGUGCGGGUGGCCAUAGACGCGGUGGACUUUUGGUUGGUCGAGAGCGCGGCCGCUUUGCAGCUGUGGGUUUCUCCGAUACGUUUAGCCACUUGCAACUUGCACGGAAAACAAGUCAGCUCCGGUCUCAGUUGCAUUGUAUACAGCAUGUCUCUGCGUCAAUUAGUGUGGCACCCGCACAAAUACAACCAUAACAAACCAAACGACAACCCGGAUUUGUGGCUCGAAGUGGGCGCGGUCAAUUUCGGACCCGUUAUCCUCGAGUCGGCACUGUCGGCCGACCCGAAGGAUCAAAACAUGCACCAGAUCCAGCAAAAGUUUUUAAAGAUGCACGACGACAAGCUGAAAAAAUUGUGGUUUCUAUGGCCCGAACUCAACAAGACCACCGGCAAGUGCGGCUGCACCGGAGGGUGUACCUUCUUCGGCACCAAUAGGAACGGUGCGCGUUUCUUCAAACCGAGCCGCAAAGACAUAGAGGAGGGGCUUAACGUGGCCGCGUUUCGAGUAAACGAACCCGGCAAAGAUCCGGGUUACGGGCAGAGUAUCCUUCACGAGAAUAUGUUGGUGUUUCGAACCCCUCCCUACACAAUAAAAGAUAUAACUCUACAAGACACGUGGGGCAGGUCGAGACCGAAGAGAGCCGCCGAAAGUCCGAAGGUGACCACGCUCGAGAAGGAAAAGUUGACUACUAAGGACGCUCAGUUCGCCAGCCCGGUCGCGUUAGGCGACAGGAAGCCCAACAGAAGAUUCUCGUCGACUUCUAUGAAGAAUUCUGUCACCAAAGAAGUUCCGUAUUCGAGGCUGAUAGAAACCGCCCCUUCCACAUUGCCGACCAAGCUGGACAGUGACUCAAAAUUGCACGCGGACAGGGGAAGACUGAACGUGAUCGAAAGUUCCGAGCAGUUGCCGAAAAAUAGCAUCUCAGACUCCAAACUGGCGGUCGACUACUUCAAUUCGCCGAGAGGCGACUUUCAAGACGCGAACCGCAUAAGCGCAGAUGUGUCUGUCUCGCCCCCGAUGAUGUCUAAAUCGUUUAACGCGUCGGAGUCGCACCACUCUCUAGGUGGUAUCGUGCAGUCGGAGGAAAAACUGCUACACGAGGUCCAAAGGACGACUUCAAUAUCGAGCGAAAACCACUCGGAGGCGUUCUUCUCGGCCGACGAAGAUAUCAAUGUCAAUUCGCGGAGUUCGAGUUUGAAAAACUCGAUCUUGAACUCCGGCGACGGUUUUACCCGACAAGAAACGAGCAGCGGACCGCCGCAGAGAAAGAAGUUCUCGAGCGAGCUGAGCAUCGUUACCGAUCGAAACGCCCUCCAGAAUUCCAACAGGCAAGCGUCGGUCGCCGGCUCGGUUCCCGAGUCUAGCAAAAUGAAAUUAUCGACGCAUCGUAGCGAUCACGAGAUUCACACACCCGAGCACCGCAGUUUUAGCGCCAAUCGACAAUUCGACGACAAGCAGCGCACGAUACAAGGCCUCGUGACGCCGCAACGCAAUCCCAACUAUCGGUCGGUGAGUCCGCGUUUCGUUCCCAACACCCAGCCGUACUUCGAGACCAACGUCGGCGUCAACGACAGCCUAAACGACAGUUCGGACAGCUACAGCAACACCAGUUACGUGUCGGCCGUCGGCAGUCAGGAGGAUUUCACUCUAGUCGACCUCCACAUGCAGGUUAAUAGGUUGAUAGUCGAUUCACCGAUGCUGAUGUCGAGUUACGUGACACACCUUAGUCAAUUGAAGUGCCCGAAUUGGACCAACCAAGAUAAAGACGAUUCAUUCUCGGCCCCCAUGUUCGAGAGGAACGAGGACGGCAAACUCGUCUACGUGGGGGGUAGGUUCGUGCCCCAGAUGGAGCCCCUGAACGACGGCAUCACCUCGCUGAAAAUGGUGUCCAGAUCUGACUCGGGCAUUGGUUGCAAUAAGACUCCGACGUCGCCUUACGUCUACACUUGGGAUCAGGAGGAGGUCGAGAAUGAGUCGGGGUCGUUUCAGGAGGAGGAGCUGCUCAGCGUCCAAAGCGACGCAGGUUUCAGGACCGUCGUCGUAGUGAAGCUCAAGGGGGACCUGGACGUUAUGAUCAGUCCGCUGCUGUUGGAGUCUCUUCAGAGGUUCAUCGACUCUUUAACCCCCACCGUCGCGAACUUACAUCCGCUGACGGUGAUUAAUCACCUCCACACCUCUUGUAUCGGGCAGGUGCAGUCGGCCAACACUCUGAAGACCACCGAAAACGUAGCCAGACUGUGCCAGCCCAGCGACGAGACCGGCAGUGCCGUUACGGUUUAUGAGGAAACCAUCAAAACGCAGCUGCAAGCGUCAAUUUUUUUACCCAAAGUUAACGUCACGUUGCUCCAGCUGUCUAUAGUGGAGGAAAUCAUUUCGUUUUCCGCUUUGGACAACAUAAAAGAUUUGACAUGCGUUUCGUUGUUUUCCGUCUGUUUGGACAACGUGACGGCCAAGUUUCACUGCGACAAACAGGCUCGAGAGGUGCUCGAGAAGUUCCUCAGACCGUCCGUGGUACGCGCCAAAAACAAAGCCAACAGGGCGAAGAUACUUUUGGGGCUGCAGUCGAACACGAAUUCGGACGUCAUACAAGGCGAGCCGGUGUUCGUGGAAAGUUGCGAAAAUCAACAAGAACAACUGGUUGUCUGCCUCAAUGUGGGCAAAGCCCACGCUCAGCUCCGGCGGCUGCGCAACGAGAGCUCUUUACUCGACGACGCCGUCAUCACCGCCAUACCCACUUAUAAAUCGAAGGUGUCCUUUAUACCGACCAAGGUGAAGCCGAUGUACAGGGGCCUCGAGUAUUACCUUCAGCCUCCAGUGAAUGAAAUCGGGACCAACGAGCUAGACGAAAUCAAUACCGACGAUAAGCUGGGUUUCAUAAUGUUCGAAUGCGGCCUCGAAGGCAUAUCGCUUAAGGUGGUUAAAAAAUCAAAGUUCGAUCAGGGUGGAGCGGACGUGUCCGCAUCGGUCGAGGGUCCCGUUUUGGAAUCGGUGAAGUCUGUCGAAAAUUUAGAUGCUGCCCAAGCGACCUCCAGAGAAUCGAAAUCGACCCCAAAACAGGACGGUCACACCCCGAAAACGGAAAAGAAAAACAAGGACGACGUUCUGAACCAGCCGGACAAGGAGUCCAACGCGAAAGACAACGGCAAUGUGUCAUCGUGCGUCAUCGAGUUUAAGGUUAUCUGGUUUAAUUUUGCCGCCCCUCCUACCGCUCCCAUAACGAGAAAAAUCGAUUAUACGAGGCUCGACUGGAACCUGUUAAGCACCGCGUCUCCAUCUAUCAACGCGUGGAUGAACCCGAGCAAUCGACUCGCUAUCAGAGUCGUACAUAUGGUUAGGACCAUGUACAGGAGAUCGACCGCGACCGUAGCGUGUCUGAUGGCUGAGGCCAUGGAAGAACAGCACUUACACGCCCUGCCGAAGAGCCGAUACGGAAAGUUGACGCCGCUGUCUCAGACCCUCCAUGAAGAUCCUAGCCUGCAGCUGUGCACGAUACUGCGAAAAUACUACAUGAAGUGUGAUCCGAAUUACAUCGAUUUGAACCUGAGGGAGUCCGAAAUACCGCCUUUGUUCACCCUGAGACAAGGUAUAAUAGUAUUGAGUAGACAGUGGAAGAACACCCUGUACACUCCGCUAAUGCCGCAGCAAACGAUCAAGGCCCGUCUGAAGCCGGUGAACGUCACCAUUACCGUUCCCGAUAUCCAGGAGGAGGUCUGCCUGACCGACGGCGAGGCCAGCGGUAACGAAGAAAAUGACAUUACCGACGAACACGCUCGCUUACUUCACGCAGGCAUCAUACUUAGGCCCAACGCGCAUAGAAACUUGGUACCGUGUAUGACCUGCAAAGAUUUGUCCGCUCAAGCGUCGCCGAGGUUGGAAUACACGGAGCCCGGGCUACAGGCGUCGCAAGUCGCCGUCGUGUCCGGCGGGGUGGAGAACAUACUCGCCUCCCCGAGCCCGCCCGUUCCUAUGCGCAAACGCAAAAAGAGCAUUGUCCCCCCGCAGCCGGCUAAUAGCAGUCGUCCUAGUGUCGUCCUGCCCCUUUUGACUAACGCUAACCUUUUCACGACUAAACGCGUCAACGACGACAAUAUCUGUUACGGUACACUCCUCGAAGACAAAACUAUAAUCAACAUGGGUUCCGAUCCGAGCGACGUCAAUAGUCACUCGAGUCCCGACCUACCGUCCAGCCCCAUCCACAAAACCAUAGGUCACACGCAUUCGUCCGAGGACUUGUACAGUUGGAUGGCGAAACAGGACGCCGUCACCGCCAAUUUGGAAAGCGGUUUAGAAUCGAGGGUGGAUACCCUGCACACGGAGUCUUCAGGAGAGGGGGGCACCUUGCCCAAAGAGAACUACAACCCUCCCGAGAUACCUUUCCAUCCGGUGCAAGAGUCGGUCAAGCUGUUGGACGCGAAUCAGGUGUUUCAGCCGUUGCUGUCCGCUUUGGGAGUGAUGCCGCAACAGCUCAAAUUUACCACCAUGUCAGAUUCAAAUGCUGGUAAUGAAGUGACAACGUUGGACGCUCUCGGUUCCAAUCUUUGCCUAGUCGGUAACCUAGAGACCUUGCGUAUCGACAUCGUCGUCUCUGAGCACGGCAAAGUGGAAAAGAAAAAAGGCAAGAACAAGGGCAAACGCGGCCUCGUCAUCGAGGUGAAUCCCAACGGCGAAUCGCCGUCGUUCGUAUGCGAGAAAGUCAACGUCGAACUCGAAAUCGAUCGCAUGACAGAUAUGGCGGUAAACGAUUUGAUGCGUACGAAGAACGUGCUGUACAUAUCUCGCGGCCAACUGAAGAACCACACCAGCACGAUAAUAAACUUCACGAUCGGAGUGAGGUACAUACACCAGCGGGUGAACAUGCCGCUGCUGCGGCUGCUGCACCAGAUCAGCAACAUGUACCAGAACGUCAAAGACACUCAGAACGAGCUCAGGGAACAGCACCCUGCGGAAAUUAGACGUCCCAAAAGCGCCGACGUCCCCGCGAAGCACAUUUCGUCGAAUUCGGACUUGCUGCAAGACGUGCCAGUGUCUAUAGGCAACCAGUUGACAUUAAAAAUGUCCGAUCCUGGUUCGUACGCGUCCCAAGCGAAGCCCAUGAUAUCACCGAGCCCGAGUCUACGCUCGAGACCUCAGAGUUUUGCGCAGAAGCUAAGAUCGACGGGUAAAAACGUCAAAGGUUACGUUAACCUCAGCGAAGGAGGUGGGACGCCGAUAAGCGUGUCCACGCCCACCGGGUCGGCUUUCGAACGGAUCACCGUGUCCUCGGAUAAAAGUACCGGCAGGUGCUGGAAAACGCUGUACUACCUGCUCGAACUUUACGCUAAUAUGCCGGAUACCAAGACAAUUAAACACAGGUUUUCAAUCGGUACCAACGACAUCUCGGAGCACUACAAAGGUAACCGGAAGUACGAUAUUCUCACCGAAAUCAAGUCUAGCGAGGACAUAGACAAAGCCGAUGGUACUCCUCCCUUGUACAUCCACAGAGAUGGCAAUUCCUCGGCCGCUAGGGAGCACACCAAACUGGUCGUAUUCGGGGUAGCGAGGAUCCACAGGACUCGACUGCUAGCAACCCUCUCCGGUUUGAAGUUGGAAGCGGAAAUAACGAGUCUUCAUUCGAGCCUAACCGUUAAGAAGAAGUCGAUCCCUCAGAUGAUCGAGUGCUCCCUAACCGGUCAGAUCGGCAGGACGAUGAUCGUUUUGCUCGAGGGCGUGGCUCCCGGUUUACAAACGGUCGUAAAGGUCACCAUCGGAAAAUCGCAGGCGCUGUAUUCGUCAGUCACCAAACGUCAAAAAGAUAAAAAUUCCGGCUUGCUCACCAUCGGCGCGGUAAACAUCGAUAUUCCUCAACAUCCCGUGGCUUUGCACGGAAUGGUCACCAGAGGGAGUAAGCAGCUAAGCUCCACUUUGCAAGAGCUGAGGGUGCAGAGGGCUUCAAGCAGGAUGUCCAGGGGCGUUCAGGCGGAAGACGACCAGCAGAAUUCGCCCAACCACCCAGCGAAACACAUACCCCCCGUCGAAACGACGUUCGUGAAGAGCUCGACCGGCGAGAAAGGUCUAUUGAAGCCACUCGUCAUGCAGUUUUCGGUCAUACUACAGAGUUUAAGCAUCACAGCGGCGUUGCUGCCUAGUCUGCAAGCGCAGUACAAAAUGGACCAGGUGAACAGCACGGGGUUCACCGGCAACAAAGCCAAGUUUACCAUUGAUUUGCCGCUUCAUUCGUUAAGUUUCACCACUAAAUUGCCUCAGGGUUAUAACCAGAACGAAAAAGCGGAAGCGAACUUGCCUUCCGAGGCGAGCAUUUCAUUGCCGGCAGUCCACGUAUCCGCCGAGUAUAUCCCGGAAAGCAUGGCGACCAGUUUGAGGACCGACCUGCCCAAAGGCCCUGAAGGCGUGGUAUUCCGCCAGGGGGGCUACCUGAACGCGAACGCGGACAUAGGCGUAUUUGAGCACAGCCUUACCACCGACUUGCUCAAUCACUUGGUGUUCGUGCAGAAAGUGUUCAUGAAAGAGGUGAACGAGGUGGUUCAGAAGGUCUACGGCGGCGAAAGACCAGUGCCGAUUUGGUUGGAGGAGUCGGAGGAGCCGUCAAUGCUGAACAAGUUGCUCUUUUCAUUAGUGAUUAAGAUGCAACGGAUCCAAUUAACCGCUACUACAGCGGGUAGUUCGGCGGUAAGGCUGGAAACGGGAGCUGUAGUGCUAGAACUAUCCAACAGGGUGCAGAACGUGUCUGGAUCGGCUCAGAGCAACGCGACUGCUAGACUUUUCGGCAAGGCUCAGGUCGACUUGAACCUCUCCUUGGGUCAGAUCAUUAGGAACGCGGUCUUCGAAGAGGCGGACACCGAAUAUCAACACGUGGCCUUCUUCAAUACCAGGAUAAGUCUUAGGAAUGCCUUUCAGGACGAAAUCAUCGAAGGCGAAGAUAAGGAGGUGGUCCUAAUCACCCUAAAGCGGCCGCUUAUCUAUAUUCAGCCGGUGGCAGUGGAUAAAGCGAUCUUGGUAUGGUUGAAUUACAAAAACGCGUAUGACUACUGGAACGAGAAAAGGGCGAACCUCAGCAAGGAGAUGAAAGAGGAGAAGUUUCAGUUUGGCCAGUUGACGAGUCAGCUGAGCGCCCCCCAUCUUGGAACGCUGUUCCUGCAAUUGACCGUCGAAGAUAUGGGCAUAUGCCUGCCGCUAAAUCCCUUACCUAUCACUUGGAACGCGAGGAGCGUGUACGAGGAGUGUCGCGGGGCGGUGGUGAUAACCUUGGAGAAUACCAGCAUUUCGGCGUGUAGUUCAGGCUCGCUGGUCAGUAAAGGGAAGUUCUCAAAUCUGUGUCUUCGAUUUGCGGAAGAUUUCGAGAACUCCCUUGACGAUUGGAAACCGGACAUGACGGAUACGUCGAUAAUGAACUUGUGCGUCGUCACUGAAGGAACAUACGAAGUUUGCAGUCGCACGUUAGCCGCCAAACCACCUAACGAAAACGCGAAAUGGUUAUUAAACGUACAGUGGCAAAUGGAAGGGGUCGAUAUCCACUUGGACACUAACGUCGGCAAGCAACUAUCGGCCCUGGGUCACACGUUGACCAUGUUAACGGGGGCGGAGGAGACGGGCAUCCCGUUCGAUUAUGACAGCGACGAGAACGAGCACACCGACGGCACCCGAGCCUCCCAAGAGAGCAUCUUACCGUCUUUCAUGUUCGAUCCGUCGCUGGACAACAAAAGUCGUUCGAAGCUGAUCGAGAAGGAAAUGAACGAGCAAGCGAAGAUCAUAAACGACCUGAGGUCGUUGGGCGCUUCGCACGGCACCAUCGAGCUGGAGAUGAAGAGGCUGCACGAGCUCGAAACGAUGGUCUACAAGGAUUUUAGAAGGGAUAUGAUCCAGAAACUGAGACGGCAAAGUAUGCGGGCAUCUUCGAUCAAGGGCAAGUUUGGUUUGGGAUCGAAAAACAGCACGUUCAGGUCUAAAUCGUUCGUCGCGCCCAGUCCGAUGCCAGAAGACCAAGGUAGUCCGGGUAGCGCGAAAAUAGACACCAACACGGGCAGCUACGACAGCUCACCGAGGUCGGGUCCGUCGAGGUCGGCGUCGUUGAGGGUGAAAACUGUCGACGCGGGACCGAGGGUGACCUUUAGCGACACCCAGACCAUGUACAGGCAAAAAUCGCUUCCGAGCGCCAGCUCCGAAAUAAGUUUGCCGGAAACGCAUUUGGGCGAUUGGGUGGACCAGCUCGAUAUAGACGGCGAGAAGGUGACUUUGAGGAAAAAGUUGCCCGCUUCUUACGAGUCGGUCGAAGGGUCAUUAAUAUUGGACAGCUUGGAUAUGGAUCAAGGUUUCGUGCCUAGUCCGCUGCAGUCGAACGCUGGUAAUUUGUCUCAGUCGACGAUGACGCAGAAAUGUCAAGAGCCAAACGUCGACUUGGAGCUCGACGUGAAAGUGUUCAUAAAUAGCGGCAAAUGCGUGUUGCACACCAAGGACCAAGUUCAAGAAGACUUAAAAAUUAGUCGAAUGAGGAAGGACCGCAGUUGUUCCGCCGCGGGCCUCCUAGAGUAUUCCAGCUCGUCGAGUCCCGACCCGGUGCGUAAAAACAAAGAAAAAUUGACCUCUCAAUCGAGCUCGUCAAAAUUGAGGACCACGCCUCACGGCGCGCUAGUCGACCUCACCAUUUUCCAUAUACCAGGGAUGGACGUAAAACUGCAGUACCAGUCGAAGGUCAUAAUGGAGGACGCGGCGCCCGACCACUUCGAUAAGGCGUUCCAGUCGACUAUGAAGACGCCGUUCAACGGUUCCGAACAAAAUCGCAUCGAUUUAGCAUUCAAGAGGCAGGACGGCCAGGAUUUCAAGUCGCACAGCCUCAAUUCCGACAUUUUGCGCAGUUCCUCGUCGAUGCACGGCAUAACCAACCCGAACUACGGCCACAGCCCCACCUGUAGCCUGGACAAUUUUCAGUUCGGUAGCUACACUCCACCAGACGAAGAUUCAUUUCGCACGUUUACCGGCGGGAACGCCUCUUUCGGAACGUCAAAGAAACAGGGCAUUAAGCGCGCAUCCCUGUUCGCGUGGAUGACAUUGCAAAGCGUGCCGGAGGAGACCAUCAUUAGUCCGCACAUUUUGGAGUUUCUCGAACAGACGUUGGAACCGAUACCGAUGAAGACCAUUAACACGACGGACACGUCGUUGCUAUCGUCGGACCAAGACAUCAACUACGGGAACUACGUCUACGCUAGCUUCCCGGUGGACGUCAUAGUUUAUUUCCACAUGCAACCGAGUACUUUCAGGUUCAGCUGCCUGCCGGUGUCUAGGGUCGAGUGCCUCCUCCAGCUGCCGUCGCUCGAUAUAGUGUUCAGUUCAAAAAGGGCCGAGGAUGAACUUUUCUCCAGUGAAUUUGGUGAUGGGGCACCAAACACUGCCGCAACCGCAGUCGGCGGUUUAAGCGUGACCGGUUGCCUAUCGGACUUUUCCGUGUACAUUUUCCAUCCGUAUGGCGGCAAAAAGUCCGCCCUUAAAGAAGCCCAGUGGUCGCCACUGUCCGACAGCGAGCGCAAAGAUUCGUUAUCGAUCAACGUCGAGUUCGUCAAGUUUCACCUCUCGCGUUCGAGAAUGUUGAAUUUCAAACAGGAGACGACCAAAGGCGUCAAGGGUGCCGAUCAGAGCCGAGCCGUCAUCAGGUUUUCAACUAUCAUCGAUAUCGGUUCCGCGUCAUUUAAAUACGACAUGCGACGUCUGACGGAGAUACUGGCGUUUCCGAAGGCGUGGUACAGGCGGUCCAUUGUCCGUCGUAUGUUCCUCGGGGAUCUGAGCAUGUCGGCAAUGUAUAGCGAGGACGAGGACGUCACAUCGAGCGGUGCAUCGCCAGGAACGUCCAGAAAUCACGACAGAUCGUCCGCGACGCCCCUGUUGGGGUCGGCCCGGUCGCGUAAUAACGAUCCGGAUCAUUCCAACCACAGGCGCACGAGGCUGAGAGACGUCGACCGAGGAUUCAGCUCGGAAUCGAACAACGACGAACAGCUCAGCUCGUCCGAUCACAAGAGCUUAACCGCGUGGGAGACCUUGGUACUAUUCGCCGUCAAUUUCAAGAAACUGAACGUGCACAUGAACAUGGGCAACGUCAUGGGCAACGUAGCGUGGAUGACUAAAGAUUUCCGCAGCGACGGACGCCUCAGUAUAGGCUCGACGGGUCACAAGAACCUCUACAUAGCGUUCGGUCUGGGCGGCUCCAGUCUGGACGCCAAGGGCGGCAUUGUGGGAGGCAACAUAGAAAUCGCUAACAUAGACACCUACGUUCAUAUCAGGGAGGAGCCGGAAGUGGAGCCGCACCACACCGUCGGUCUGAGGCUGAGGGCGCUCGAGUUGAGGUUAGAUUACAUGGCGACGUCGGUGUUGAUGUGCCGCGUGAGCGAUUUGAAAGUGACGCUGAGGGACUUGUGGCAGAUCAACAGGCCCGCGGCGAGAGACUCGCUACCGACCAAAAGGCCGGCUAGUAUUUUCGUGCGCGGCGAACUGAAUUGGGACCAGCUCCAGAUGAUGAUUUCGAAGUCGACCACGGCCGACUUACUGAAGAUGUUCAACAAACUAGACGAGUUCUUUUCUCAGCAGUUCAAUAGCAGCAAGAGGGCGUUCAGCGGCUUUUCUGGAUCCCGGCCAGCGAGGAUGCCCACGCAGAAAAGUCGCGAGUCGGCAGCGGCCGCGCAAGCCACUCAAACCCAAGGACCGCCCCCCGACGCUCGCCACCACCGUCACUGGCAGAAGGUGCUCGCCCAAGUGGCCGGUCUACAGCUGAGCACGAUGCACGUACCCCUGCCAGCGUCGGGAACCGUGUUGGGCGGUUCGAUGGAAUUGAGCGGCAACAACGUCUCGUUGGCCUGUUUCCACGGUAUCAAUUUCAAAAGCAAGAGCUGGGCCCUGUUUAGCUUGAGGGAGCCGUGCAUCACGUUUAACACGGAAGGUCAAGAGAUACCGUCCACUAGUGCAGAUGGAAGACCCGCGCAGGACGUUCACGUGGUGCAGACUCUGAUCUGCAGUUUGGGGUUGCAUUCGUUGAGGCACUUGUCGAUGGCGACGGUGUGCAAGAUGACGAGGACCGUGGUGUUCCCGCCCCAGUUCAAAACCCUACAGGAAUGGUUCCACUACGCUUUCGCCAAUAGCCAAAUUGACGAAGUGGACAAGUUUCCGUCGUUGGAGAGAGAAAAGUUAGAAGGGAGCAACUCAAUCGAGCGAACGCGCGGUAGCAUCUCUACCCCUAAACUGGCCGACCCAAAUCAUACGAGGGAGAUUAUUUUCGCACUGCCCGGAUUGCAAAUCCAUUUGAAGACGGAACACUUGCAAACCGCCAACACCCCGGAUCUUAACGAAGAGAAACCCGUCAUAGAAUGCAGUUUCAUAGUGGAAUUUGAAGAUCACAUUUUCGUCACCGUCGACGCGGAAGCGUUCUUCUUCUUGCACGACCUGAUUACGUCCUACUUGCAGGAAAAGGAGAGGGUGCUUAGCGGGUUCGAUAAGCGCGGCAACGCCGACCAGGAUAAAUUUAAAUCGGCCCUUACCGACGGCGCGUCCAAAAAAGGUUCGAUAGAGGGCGACAUAUUCGCCAAGGACUGGCGAAACUACAACUGCAAGACGUGGCAUUUGGAACCGACCGUCAGACUGUUGAGCGUUGCCGGAAAGUACAUCGAACCGUACGGCAUCGAUUACAUUCUGCAAAAAUUAGGAUUCUCCCACGCGAGAACCACCAUUCCCAAGUGGCUCCAAAGGGGUUUCAUGGACCCGAUCGACGCCAUCUUGGCAGUGUUGACAUUGCGGGUGGUACAGGUAGUCAAGGGAGACGGUAAUAAAGAGAAGGAAAAGGGUGAUAAGUAGGUUGCUGGGGCUUUGCAACAAAAGUCGUAGAUAUUAGCUGCGAAACGCAUUUAGGGUAGAUGUUGCGUCAUCAACAAAUGUAAUCCACAUCUCAAAUUACCCUCUUUUGUAUUGUAUUAAUGGUGGUGUGUACAGGCAGCUUUCUUUUUGUGAUUUCCUAGUGGCUAUGGAACGAUAUUAUUAGAAGUUUAUAGGCAAUGCAAACAUAUUUUAAUUACAGUAGGAUCGCGAUAAUCGAGAUUUUACCAUAUGUACAUGUAGACUGAACGUAGAGCACAGUAUCGAAUCUGUCGUAAGGUAAUUAUGAUGAA